Messenger RNA from Hemicordylus capensis (graceful crag lizard), 2765 nucleotides. It is a transcript of the gene ZCWPW1, whose product is annotated as zinc finger CW-type and PWWP domain containing 1. The record is from RefSeq and is a predicted model, not a curated record. Gene Ontology annotation, molecular function: zinc ion binding. Lineage: Eukaryota; Metazoa; Chordata; Lepidosauria; Squamata; Cordylidae. Gene Ontology annotation, cellular component: nucleus. The transcript is spliced from 18 exons. Bases 358 to 2280 code for a protein of 640 amino acids.
CAGGACGUGGAGAUCUUCUUUAGGCAACGGAUGUAUCACUCCACGAAUUUUCCUAACUCUACGGCCGUCUAACUUCAUGAGUCAUUCACAAAGUUCCGCCUUAAUACAGCCAGUGCCCGGAUCGGAUUGCUUCCCGCCGGCCUUCCCUUGGCGCGCGUGCGCAGUUCGCCUUUCCCGUUGGCGCGCGGCGUGGUUGGCUGCAGGAAUGCCAGAAUUCAUCAGUGCCUUGAGCUACCUGUGCUAGCCAGUGAUUGGGCAAAUCAGACUCUGAAGAAGGACACACUGUAGAGAGUCAUGGUGUUCUGAAAUAGAUUACAGACACUGGAUGAAAAACAAACACCGACACAUUUAUACAUAAUGACAAGUCAGAACAAUAAAGGCGAACUCAAAAAGGUCUCCAAAAGAAUAUUUGCCCCUCCGGUAGCUAAGCCCCUUGCUCUUUGUUCCAAAGGGGAAACAGAACCACUCAGGAAACAAGGAGAUGCCCAAGCAAAGAAGAUUCCUCUGAACCACUGUGCAGGCAGUGGAGCCCCCAGAAUGGAGCCCAAACCUAGGAAAACAAAGGUCAACAAGAAAACCCAAGAUAAGAGGUUGAAGGAAAGUACUACUGUAGAAGGAAAGCACUGCUGUGAUUACUCAUUGGAAGAGGGUUACCUUACUGAUGCACAAUUUGAGGAGAUUGUCCAGAGCGUGCUUCAGAAGUCUUUGCAAGAGUGCAUGGGAGAGACUGGAAAGAGAGUUGCUGUGACAGAGCCUGCUAAGGAACAAGUUCUGGAAAGCGAGACUUUGGAGACAAUUCUAGCAGUAGAGGAUGCUGUCCCUGGAAAGCCAAGCCAGGGUAAAGGGGAGGCAAUACUUUUAGCAAUGGAACAGAAGGAGCAUCUUCCCAGAACAAAGAAAUACAGCAGACUGCUUGGGAAUAAGGACAAAAAAGAGAAAAAUGAGAAACCAGAAGCAGACAAUGGAGGGCGUAAGGAAAACCGGAAAGGAGCGCCCAAGAAAAAAGUUCAAGGCAACGCCCGCAUCCUCGUUGACCAAGAGGAAAUGCAGGAGGAGGAGGCAGACAGAGGAAGUGGUUGCUUCUGGUGCAUGGCAUGGGUCCAGUGCUCUUAUCCAACUUGUGAGAAGUGGAGGCGGCUGAGCAGUGACAUUGAUCCAUCAGUUCUGCCUGAGGACUGGUCCUGUAGCCAGAACCCAGAUCAUCAGUACAACAGCUGCAGCGUUCCUGAGGAGACGUGGUCGGGUUCUGAAAAUGAAGUGGUCUAUGCAGUUUAUAUUCCAGGGUCAAUUGUGUGGGCCAAACAAUAUGGAUACCCAUGGUGGCCUGGGAUGAUAGAAGCUGAUCCUGACCUUGCAGAGUACUUCCUGUUUUCUUCGCAGGAAGAUUCACUUCCUUCCAAAUACCAUGUGACCUUUUUCGGCAACUCUGCUACCCGGGCGUGGAUCUCUGCCUCCUUGCUUAGGAACUUUGGUGAACCAGAUGUGGAAGGAAACAGUUUGACCAAGCUCAAGGGCAAACGUGACAAGAAGAAUCUUGAAGCUGCUCUAAGGAUGGCGAAAGAAGCAGAGCAAAUAAAUAUCCAGGAGAGAAUAAGGAUAUUUGGAUUCUCUAGCCGGUUCAGUGGGAGAGAGCCGCCCAAAGAUGUGAAAGAUCUAAAAUGCAAACCCUGCGCCAAGAAGAUUCAAGAACCAAGCAGUGGCAGUAAGGAUACAGCGGCUUCAAUCACGAGUCAGGAAAAGCAAACAAUACCUGCCUUCCAGCUUCUUCUUGGAAAACCAGUGAUGAAACCUGAUGGCAAUCUCAACAAGAAAACCAACAUAAAAGGGGCCAAAGAAAGAAAAGUUACAACUGAAGAUAGCUUCCCUUUGACAAAGAAGAGCCGAAGAGAGGUGUCCUCCCACAAAACUAUAGCUGUGCCAAAAGGAUCUGGCAAAGCAAAGGUGCAUCAGGAUGGCCAAAAAGGUUCUAAGAAAUCAUUCACUGUGCCCCAGUCUAAGAAUCCUAAAGCUGCUGAAUGGCUCAGUUCUUGCACAGCCAGAAGCACUGGCAACUUAGUGCUCUCCAGUCAUUCAGGCAAAAAAGACAGUUUGAACGAGGCUGAAAUCUUCCACGCAGCAGAAAGGAAGCUGCUGUUGAGUAAGGGCCUUGAGGCAUCCGAUGAGCCUAUGGCAGUUGUGGCUGAGGAAGAAGCAGCCUUGGGCAGCCAGGAGAUGUCUGUCUCUGCUGAGGGGAAAUGUUACUCUCCUGAAGACUUUUCCUUGGUCUUCUAUGAAGAGUAGCCUUGUGCAGGGAGGCCAUGCAUGGCUCCCCCACCUCCAAAAAGGAAAGGGAUGGAUUAUUUCUUCCUCUGGAAUCUUACAGAAGAUGGGCCAAUGAAGACGAUGAAUAUCAUCCAACAGCAGAAGCAUAGCAGCAAGGGAUCAGGGAGGAAGGCCAUUGUGGUUCCAGUUCUUCAGUUGAUUCUACCUAGUGGAGUGAAGCAGUUGGUGGCUGCUUUUUCCAAACAAGGCUGUGAUGCUUCCCCUUUGGUUCCUUGAUUAAACAGGCCAUUAUUUGCAAGUAUUUGCUCUAAACACAACAGGGAAACUAAAUUCACCACCCCCACUAAGUUUGAUUGGCUUGCAUAAAACUUACUACAAAGAAGCAGUCAAAAGGUAGCCAGUCAAUCACAUAAUAAAAAAACCUGAGUGAUUCACACAGUCAAAAACCAUGUUCUGCCCAGGUUUAGGAGCUGUGUGCUCCCAAUUUUCGUUUAUGUGGAAGC